Molecule: messenger RNA, 942 nt
Organism: Plasmodium gallinaceum
Lineage: Eukaryota; Apicomplexa; Aconoidasida; Haemosporida; Plasmodiidae
Product: conserved Plasmodium protein, unknown function
Exons: 6
Coding region: 1-942 (313 amino acids)
Source: RefSeq, a predicted model, not a curated record
AUGGGAAAUUUUAUAGGAUUUAAAGAAAAAAAUAAAAAUAUAGAGAAUAUAAAUAUUUUUGAAAAAAGAUAUGGCUAUAAUUUGAAUGAUUUGCAUAGUUAUAUAUAUAAAAUUAAUCUACCUUUAAAACCACCUUAUAUAAAUUAUGUUCUACAAGAAAAAAAUAGAAAAACAGAAAAUUUUACAAAGGAACACUUGAAUAAUGAAGAAGAAAAAAAGUUAAAUAAUACAUCUGAUCCUGUUGACCUAUAUAAAAAUUAUGAAAGAGAAAAUAUUAAUAAUUCUAACAACAUCUAUUCAAAUAAAUUAAUAAUAAAUAAUAAGGAACCCAAUGAAAAAUAUGAUGAUAAGUAUGUUCAUAUAUCUUAUGAUAACAAUUAUGAAUAUGACUUAAAUAAAAAUAAUAUUUACACAGAAGAUAAUAUUUCAGAUUAUAUUUUACAACAUACUAAUACUUUUUCAAAUAAAAAUAAAAUUAAUAAAACUUAUGUUAAUUUAUGUUUAAAUUAUUAUAAUAACUUAAAUACAUGUAUAAUAAAAAAAUAUGAAAAAAAUGUACAAAAUAAAAAGUAUAAAUUUACUCGUUUACACACAUGUAAACCUCAUUAUGUUUUAUUUUCUAGAUGUAUUAAAUAUAGAGAUAAAAAGUUAAUGAAGGAGAUAAAAAAAAUUGAACUAAAUUACUUCAAUUCCCUAAAUAGUACUAAUAAAUUAUCUUAUUUGAAUGAAUUUUUAACAAAUUUAAAUUAUCAUGAGUAUGUCAUAAGUAAAUUAUAUGAUGGUGUAGAAAAAAUAAAGAUUAAUAAGGAGUUAAAUGAAUUAAAAGAAAGAUAUAAUAAUAUUUUAAAACAUAGUGAAUCAAAUGGAGAAAAAUUACCAAAUAUUAAUGAACAAAAAAGAAAAACAAAUUCCAAUAAAAAACAUAUAUUAUUAAAUAUAUGA